Molecule: messenger RNA, 1215 nt
Organism: Merops nubicus (carmine bee-eater)
Lineage: Eukaryota; Metazoa; Chordata; Aves; Coraciiformes; Meropidae
Gene: SLC16A4
Product: solute carrier family 16, member 4
Exons: 8
Biological process (GO): monocarboxylic acid transport; transmembrane transport
Molecular function (GO): monocarboxylic acid transmembrane transporter activity
Source: RefSeq, a predicted model, not a curated record
AUGCAGCAGCAAGGGGAAAGGCAGGAGGAAGAGCCCAAAGCUGCAGCCACGGACGGAGGGUGGGCAUGGGGAGUGGUGUUCCACUUCUUCCUGGUCAACGUACUGGUCAUGGGGAUGCUCAAGACCUUUGGGAUUUUCUUCGUGGCUUUCCAAGAGGAGGUGGGGGGCUCGGCCGAGCAGCUCAGCUGGAUUGGCUCCAUCAUGUCCUCCCUCCGCUUCUUAGGAGCCCCACUCGUGGCCGUGGUCUGCAGGAGGCUGGGUGAGAGGCUGACCUCCCUCAUCGGGGCCAGCUUGGUGGGAGGGGGCUGUCUGCUCAGCACCCAGGCCACCAGUGUCCCCUUCCUCUGCGUCUCCAUGGGACUCCUCCUGGGUCUGGGCUUCUCCUGCCUGUACCAGGCGGCGGCGGUGGCGACUGCCCGGGGCUGCAGGGCUCGGCUGGGGCUCUCCAAUGCCAUGGCCCGCUCUGGGAUGGGGCUGACCUUCCUCCUGGCUCCCUUCACGCAGCUGCUCAUCCAGUUUUAUGGCUGGCAAGGCACUCUCCUGAUUUUUGGGGGCAUCAUGUUAAACCUCAUCCCUUCCAGCAUGCUGCUGCCACCCCCCAGCACCCAGCCACCUCCACUCUCUGCUAGGAACCAAGCCCCUGGGUCCACAAUGGCAAAGAAGGAUUCAGAAACCCUGGAAGAAAACACUCAGAGGGAAACAGAGCUUCACAGUGACCUUCCCACCACGGAGAGACUGCUGGAGAACCCUCCCCUGGAGAGCUGCUCAGCAGAAACAGCCACGAGGGCCAAGAGCUGCCACAAAGCCCUUCCCCUGACUGGAAAAGGAAGGUCAGAGCCUCUCCUCGACCUCUCCCCACUGAAGGAUCCCAUCUUCUUCAUCUUCACCUGGUCGUUCCUGUUCAGCCACCUGGCUUACUUCGUGCCCACCUUCCACCUGGUGGCAAGAGCCAGGACUCUGGGCAUCAGCAGCAUGGAUGCCUCUUACCUUAUUUCAGUGGCUGGCAUCACAGAGACCCUCAGCCAGCUGCUCUCAGGCUGGGUGGCCGACCAGAACUGGACCAAGAAGUAUCACUACCACAUGGCUUACCUGCUCCUCGGGGGCAUCACCAACCUGCUGUGUCCUCUGGCCACCACCUUCCCCUCACUGAUGACCUAUGCAGUGGCCUUCGCCGUGUUCUGCGGGGGGUUCAUGGCUCUGGUGCUCCCUGUGCUG